ACAUGCAAACUCCACACAGAAAGGCUGGGGCAACCAGGGUUUGAACCCACGACCUUCUUGCUGCACAAGUUUGUGUAUAAUUAUCUAUAUUUGGCAAACCUGAGACAAAACUGGGAGGAAGUCAAGAAAGCAGCCAUGAGGGCACCACAGCCAGAAGUUCAGAGAUAUGUGCUGCCUCUUGACAUUCACAGGGAAGAGCAGGGGAAGAAUCUGGUUUCUUCUCUUCCUUACACUACAGCAACUGCUGUCAUGUGCAGCGAUGGAACCGUUUGGCUCGAACCCGAGAUUUGCAAGUUGAAUGUGAAAAACAAAGAAACAUGGAUAUACCAGGAGCCAGAUGCCUGUCCAUCAGAGCCACUGUUUGUGCAAAGCCCUCAUGCUAAAGAUGAGGAUGAUGGUGUUCUCCUGAGUAUUGUGGUGAAACCAAGGGUUGCCCAGAGGCCAGCAUUUCUCCUUAUUCUCAAUGCCACUGACCUGACUGAAACAGCACGUGCAGAGGUUGAUGUCAUCAUUCCUGUCACUUUACAUGGCAUGUACAAACCUUAGAGGAUCAGAACCUAU
Messenger RNA from Xyrauchen texanus (razorback sucker), 561 nucleotides. RefSeq names its product retinoid isomerohydrolase RPE65 b (gene rpe65b). The transcript is spliced from 5 exons. Gene Ontology annotation, biological process: zeaxanthin biosynthetic process; retinal metabolic process. NCBI's taxonomy places the organism in Eukaryota, Metazoa, Chordata, Actinopteri, Cypriniformes, Catostomidae. Gene Ontology annotation, molecular function: all-trans-retinyl-ester hydrolase, 11-cis retinol forming activity; beta-carotene 15,15'-dioxygenase activity; retinol isomerase activity. The record is from RefSeq and is a predicted model, not a curated record. Bases 136 to 546 code for a protein of 136 amino acids.